Messenger RNA from Trichomycterus rosablanca, 27458 nucleotides. RefSeq names its product spectrin repeat containing, nuclear envelope 1a (gene syne1a). Gene Ontology annotation, molecular function: kinesin binding. The coding region runs from base 464 to 26779 and encodes 8771 amino acids. Gene Ontology annotation, biological process: nuclear migration; cytoskeleton organization; nucleus organization. Gene Ontology annotation, cellular component: nuclear envelope; membrane; perinuclear region of cytoplasm. The record is from RefSeq and is a predicted model, not a curated record. The transcript is spliced from 146 exons. Lineage: Eukaryota; Metazoa; Chordata; Actinopteri; Siluriformes; Trichomycteridae.
CUGCAUCACAGACGAGGGCGAGAGGAGAAAAUCAGCUGAUAAUAGGAUAUUACAGAACUCGGCACGCUGUUUCUGACCCAACACACACACACACACACACACACACACAUUCAUAUCACAGCACGCGGUUCCCUCCCCUCCCUCAAAACACACUCUGUGUGUCGAAUGACGUCAGUCCUUCCAGCCAAUUGUGAUUGGUUUGGGUUUUUGCUGCACACACGGAGGGAAGUACGGCAGAAAGGAGGGAGGGAGGGAUGGAUGGAGAGGCCGGUGUUACACUCACAUUCACACAUUCCCAUGCAGAAUCAUAGCACAGACAUUCACACAGACACGUGCAGAGUUUUCACCGAGGGGUGAAGAGUUAACUCCAGCAGAACGCAGGUUGAAGGUGAGAGCAGGGUAGCCUCCCUCACCAGAGUCAAUCCAUGCACCCUGGUGGGGUAGUGGACGUCACCUAGACUUCAUGGACCCAGCAUACCCAGGAUACACAGAAGGAUUGAGUACAGAAGGAAGGAGCAGAAUGGCACAGCAGUGGGAAGAUGUGGUGGCUGCAUCUGUUAACUUAGUGCCAGAGGUUUCCCAGCACCUGCGUGAUGAACAGGAGGCUGUACAGAAACGGACCUUUACGAAGUGGAUUAACUCCCAUUUAGCGAAGCGGGAUCCCCCUCUGGUGGUGACGGAUCUCUAUGAGGAUAUUAAGGAUGGAGUGAUGUUGCUGUCGCUCCUUGAAGUCUUGUCUGGACACAAACUGCCAUGUGAGCAGGGCCGCAAGCUGAGGAGGAUUCACUGGCUGGCCAACGUGGGAACUGCGCUGCACUUCCUCGAGGGCAGGAGGUCUGUCUACAGAGGAUCUCCGAUCAAACUAGUCAAUAUCAACACGACGGAUGUGGUGGACGGCAGACCCUCAAUCGUGCUGGGAUUGAUAUGGACCAUCAUACUGUAUUUCCAGAUCGAGGAACUCACCAGCACACUACCGCCUCCAAAAGGAGAGACCAGCAGCACGUCUUUGGUGGACAGCUCCAACAGCGCCGAGAUGACCAGCCCUCCGGUCAAACGCAAGCCCCGCCUCUCGUUUCAGGGAGGAGCCAAGAGGGCGCUGCUUAAAUGGGUUCAGAGGACAGCGACUAAAAGAAUGGGCCUGGACGUGAGGGACUUCGGACCCAGUUGGCGCUCUGGUAUAGCGUUCCAUGCCGUCAUCUUCGCUCUGCGCCCUCAGCUGGUUAACAUGGAGCGUGUGUGGAACCGGCCCAACAGAGCCAACCUGGAGGAGGCCUUCGUACUGGCUGAAAGAGAGCUGGGUAUUCCACGCCUGCUCGACCCUGAAGAUGUGGACGUUGAUAAGCCGGAUGAGAAGUCCAUCAUGACGUACGUGGCUCAGUUUCUGAAGCACCAUCCAGAGGCGCUGGAGACCGAGGCGGCCGGACAGGAGGAGUUUGGCCUGGCUCCAUCCGCCCUCGGAGAAAUGCUCGAGCGCGAACAGAGGAAGACGCUGAGGGAGUUGAAGGCCUGGGCAGAUCAGAUGGACAGUAGCUGUGCUCAGGCUCAGACGGACGCUGGAGACUCCGGUCAGCAGUACCAGAGCUUUAAACUCUACCGUGUGCAGUAUGAGACGAGGAGGAGACAAGUGGAGUCGAGCAUUCGCUCCACUCAGAAGGACGGCAUGUUAACGUCAGACCAGGCUCUGGUCAAACAGGUCUGGGACAGACUGACCACAAGACUUCAGGACUGGCACCUGCAGCUGGACGGAAGUUUACCGGAUCCUCUGGGUAAGGUGGGUGUGUGGCUGCAUCAGGCAGAAAAGAUUAUCCGAGAGGAGCUGGUAUCUCUUCAGAGCCACAGUGACACAGCUGAUGCCAUCCACAAAUCACGCCGAGACCAUCAGGAGAUUCUCAGCCUUCUUGAAAUGCACCAGCAGACUUUCCAGCAUUUUCACAGAGAUACAAGCGUCAGUGGCAUCCAUGUACCUGUCGAGCAGCUCCAAGAUAUAGCAGAGAGAUUAAACUACGUAUCUACCUCCUCACACAUUCAUCUGAGCAAACUGGAAUUCCUGGAGUUACGGUAUGGCAUGCUGGCGUUCCUGUCACUGGGUGAGUCCAAGCUUAAGUCCUGGAUCAUCAAGUACGGACGUCAGGAAACAACCGAGCUUCUGCUCCAGAGCUACAUGUCCUUUGUUGAAGGCCAGCAGUUCUUUCAGAAGUAUGAAUCAAUCUCUGAAGCCCUGAAGCAGACGGCCAUGAUUUAUAUCAACGCUGACAACUCCGUUGAGCAGCGAGUGAGAUGCUUUCUGCGGGACGUGGCCGAUCAGUGGAGGAGUCUGUCGGUGGAGGUGCGCAGUGUUCGAUCCAUGCUGGAGGAGGUGCAGGGGAACUGGCACAAACACAGCAGCUGUGUGGCUUCUCUGCAGGUCUGGCUCGAGGACGCUGAGAGAGCUCUUCGACAACCUGAGAACACCAAACGAGAGUUCUUCAGAACCCUCCCACACUGGAUGGAGAGACACGCCGCCAUGAACGCGGCGGGAAAUUUCCUCAUAGAGACCUGCGAGGAAACGGUGGCUCGUGAUCUGAAGCAUCAGCUGCUGCUUCUCAACGGGAGAUGGAGAGACGUUUUCAGCAGAGCCAAACAUUAUGCGCGUGUCCCCGAGACCCAGAGCGAGCGAGAGCAGCAGGAGAUCAUCACGGCUCUCAGAGGCUUCAUAGACGCAUCCAUGAGCAAACUCUCCUCACCUGUUCAGGUGUUGCUGCCUGAUGUCAGAAAGUUUGUGCGGGAUGUCGAGGAUAUCAGACACAUGCUCUCAGCGAUGGAGGCCCAGUAUAAAAUGGCAGCACGUACCGCCCAGCUUUGGGCCAGAGACUCAGCCAGUGGAAAUGGAAAACACGCCCUGUCUGCUAUGGCGUCCAUCAAAGAGCAGCUGUACAAGAUAAAGGACAGAUGUCCACUGGUUCUGAGAGAGUGUCAUACUGUACUUCCUCUACUGGAGGAGCUGGAGAGACAAAUCACCGACUUUUAUCAAACGGCGGAUCACGCAGGUCACAUCAUCACACAGCAGCACGACCAGCAUAAAAACCAGGAGCUCUUAUCCCAGCAGCAGAACUGUAAGCGGAGUGUGUGUGCAGUGGAGCGCAGUUACCUGGCCCUGCAGAGGGCGCUGUGCUGCACCAAAACCCUCUACAAUUUCGAUGCGUCUCUUCUGCAAAACAGGGUCACUGAGCUGCAGACCACUGCCCAGGCCCUGAUGCAGGAGGCACUCGAGUGGAGGAGGGUAGCGGAGGCCAACGGUAACCUGACACGCCGGUUCGAGGAGUCGCGUGCCGAGCUGGAGAAGACGCUGAGGGUGGGUCAGGCGUGUCUGAAGGAGAGAGGAGACCCAGCCGAACUCUUCAGCAAACACAGCGACUUUUUUGGACGUCUGGACCAGCGUGUUUUAAAUGCAUACCUGAAAGCAUGUGACGACCUCACUGAUAUUUUGCCCGAGGAGGAACAACAGGACCUACAGGAGUCAGUCAGGAGCCUGCACAAACAGUGGAAGGACAUUCAGGCCGAAGCCCCGUCUCACUUGCUGAGGCUGAGAGUGGAGGCAGAGCAUCACAUGCUGAUGACGUUACUGCAGGAGUGCAGAUCAGAGCUGCAGAGAGAAGAGAAGAUGCUUCCUACAGGCGGCAGCGAGAGAGUCAUCCGAGAACACAGGGCGUUUUUCAGACACAAGGACCCUCUGUCCUCGUGUGAGAAGAGACUGAAGACCAUGGAGCAGCUCUGUCAGAAACUUCCUGAGAACGAUCCAAUCCAGAAAGCUCUAGCGGCUACCAGAGGUCACCUAUCAGAGGUCAGAGACGAGGUGGAAGGUGCUUAUGCGAGACUCCAGCAGCAUCCGGACAAGUGGAGCGAGUGGCGUGUCAGGUUUAGGGAGUUCUCUGAUUGGCUGGAUUUACAGAUGACCGGAGAUGGAGAGAGCUGCAACGUUCAGCACGAGGAGCUAAAAAAUCAGGAGGAGAAUCUGGCCUGGUUGAGGGUUCGACUCUCAGUGCUGGAGGGUCUCAGUACUGAUGCUGAAGCUCUCACACAAAGAACAGCACUGGAUGAGCUUUCUAACAGACUCACCACCCUGAUCUCCUCUCCUGAUGAUGCGAUGUCUCUAGAUGGACACAGUGAGAGGGGUGAGGAGGAGGUCCAGCAGCAGGAGGACGAGGUGUUUGAGAUACAGGAGCACAGUGGAAUCCUGAAUGCGGAGAGUGUAAUGGAGGCCAGACAGCUUCUUCUCAUUCAUCAGCAAAGGCUGAAGUCUCAGAGGAGGAAGAGAACGUGUCCCUGUGAAGCACCAUCAUCUGCUGAGGUCACUAAAGAAGGCUGGGCAGCACAGGAGCAACAUCUUCAGGCCACCGUGAGUGCAUGGCAGGGGUUCGAACAGGACAGGGAGGCAGUGUGGCAGUUUGUGUGCAGCGCCACUCCUGUUCUACAGUGGAACUUCACCUUCAGCAGUCUGGAAAAUCUUACUAAUGAACUUAAUCACGCCAAAGAGCUUUACACACAGACCGGGACGUUCAUGGAUAAGACCGAGUCGCUGGUGAAACAGGCAGCAGAGAUUCAGCUGGGAUCGCAAAAUAAUUCACUGCUGAAUGACCAGGCGCAUGCUGCACAGGAGCGAGUGCAGGACGUACAGGCCAGUGUGCAGAAACUGGUUUCUGAGCUUGUGGAGAUACAGACAAGCUGGCAGCAUUUCAGCAGUGAGUCAGAAUCUUUCUCCUGCUGGGUGUUCGAGAGAGAGAAGGAUCUAGAGGCUGUCGACUGCAGCUCUACUCUAGAGAAACAGAUUCACACCGUGGAGACGAUAGAAGCCGAGUUGGAGGACAGAAGGGACGUCUUGAGUCAGUUAGAGGACGAGUCUUUCGCUCUGACUCGUUUCAUCACGCCCGGUGAGGCGGAGCGGAUCAGAUCCCGCUUGAUACAGAUCCGUCGCUACUGGGAAGAGCUGAAGAACAGCGUGAAGCAACGCGGGGAGGAGCUGCAGGCCAGCUCUUCAUAUAGAAUCAAAUUAAUUGAGGAUAUGAAUGAGAUCAAAAAUGUGUUAAAGGAAGUUGCAGACAAGUUGGAUAUACCCAUAACGGGCUGCACAUCAACAUCAGGGACAUACCAGGUUCUUCAAGAUCAUAUGGAAGUAUGGCAGGCUCUUAAACUUCUGCAGCCCAGGCUGGUGUCGUUAAGUCUGGGAUCGAGAAAGGUAACUGACGGUGGGCAAAUGGAGAAAGAAGUUGCAAAUCUUCAGCAGACUCACUCACAGUACACGCGUGAAGCUACCAGCAAACAAGCCGUGGUGGAGGACCUGCUGACUCUGUGGCAGCAUUAUGAAAGGAAUCUGUCAGUGCUGCAGGGCUGGCUGGAUAGCGCUGAGUAUUUCUGUAACCCUGAUGCUCCAUAUAUAACCACAGAUCAAGCCAAGCUCCACAGCCAACUGCAAACUCUGCAGGACCUGCAGUCUAAGGUACCAUCUCAGGAGGCUUUGCUGGAGAAGCUGGAGACCCAGGCUGCAUCUCUGUACCCCACAGCAUCGGAGGAACGAGUGUCAGAGGUGACAGAGCUUCACUGCAGUCUGGAGGAGAGGUGGUGCUCUCUCAGUAUGACCAUACCGCUUAGGAUUCAGGAGCUUCAGUCUCAUAUGGAGUUACUUGAUCGGUUUAACCAGACACUAGCAACCCUCACCCAGUGGAGUGAAACGUUUCUUGCAGAGCUAAGAAGUAAAUCCAAGGUCGCCAUCGCUGACUUGACGUCUGUUGAUACACAAAACAAGGAUGACGAAGCCGCUAUCCAAUCCCAAAGAGAAGCAAUGGACCACCUGAAGAAGCACCUAGACACACUUGGUCCCAUUUUAGCUCCUGUGGAUCUCCAGCAGAUCCAGGCCAGACAGGACGACUGUCUUCAGCCCUUCCAUGAAGCCCAGACUGUUGUCCAAAACCGGACCGAAGCCCUGGCUAAACUCAAAACCUUCCUAGAGACCUACAGAUCCACCAGUACCUCACUUCAGACUCUCCGGAAAACAGUAGAAGAACGUGCAAACUGGGACCAAACCGUAGCCGGAAACCUAAACCAGGAACUGGCACAGUUGGCACAGGACUUCGCCUCCGUGGAAAUUCAGGCCAUCAGUGUGGACAGCGGUCUGAACAAGGCGUACCUGCACCUGCACGGCAUCGGACAGGACAGGACGUCCUGCCGGGGGCUGACGGACGAUCUGGGAUCGAGCCUGCAGCAGCUUCAGAGGAGCAUGGGGACCAGGCAGAGCGAGGCAGAGGCGUUGGAAGCCAUGUGGAGCUCGUUUACGAGGCGAAAGGAGCUGCUCCUCAGGAGCCUGGCAGAGCUGGAGGAGAGAGUUAGAAAAGCUUGGCUUCAAGAGCCCAGCGUACAGAACUUUCAGCAAAGGCUGAGGACGCUGAAGCAGUUGGAGGAAGAGCUGGAGUCUCUGCAGCACAGCCAGAUGUGGUUGGGAGACAGAGGGGAACAGUUGUCCCACAGAGAGUCUGAGCUGGUUGGGGAGGCACAACAGGAUGUAACCCUGGUUCAGUCUAGCUGGGACACCAUUAAGAACCUCGUCUCAGUGGAGCAGGAACAGUGCACUGUGUUGUUGGAGAUCUGUAAGGAGUACCAGACCCUAAAAUCAAAACUCAGCUCUGUUGUAGAGAGAGCCCACGGUGUUACUACAGCCCAGUUCAACCAACACAACCCAGAGGACAGCCGAAGAGCCCUGACCAGGCUGGAGGUUGUGAAAUCAGAGCUGACGGCUGCACAUGAGGAGCUGGAGAAGUUUAUCAGUAAAGGUAAACGCUUCAUCACUGAACUGAAGAAUCUUCAGGAAGACGCAACAGAACAAAUCCGUACAGAGAUAAACGUCAUGGUGGACCAGUGGAUGGAUAUAUCAGAGAAGAUUGACGUGGACAUCGACCGACUUAGAGUUUCUCUUGGCCUAUGGAGCGAGAUGAACUCAAUUGCCAACGACAUCGAGUGUUGGAGUGCCACCUCUGUUAAUGAGCUUAACGAAGGACCCGUUCAUCUCUUAUCCAGUCCCGACACGGAGAGUUAUCUCACACAGUUUAAGCUGGAGCUGGAGAGUAAAAAGGAGGCGCUGAGGAUUCUGCGAAGGAAAAUGACUGAACUGCAGGACGUGACGAAUAUGCAGCAAGCACCAGUCGAGCUGCAGGCAAUGGACGCUGAUCUGAGGAAGAAGAUCUUACACGCUGAGGAGGUUUAUGAGGAGGCCAGGUCUGUCCUGAGAGACUUCAGUUCUCAGAACAAGCAGCUCCAGGACGUCAUUACCCAGAUGGCCGAGCAGCUGGACGCCAUCGAGAGCGCGCUGUCGGAGCUAGGGCAGUCAUCUGACCCAGAAAACGUAGCCAAAAUAAGGGAAGCUCAGAGGACGCAGAAGCAAGUGGACAGUGGUUUGGACGUGGCCGGCGAGUCCCUCCGAGCGCUCUGUAGAACCUAUCCAGCUCCUCAACUAACCAGUCUCGGUGAGAGCAUCACCGAUCUGGUGAAGCGGAGUGAAGCUGCAGCCCAGCAUUCCGGUCAAACUCUCCGAACGCUCCAGGAAUCCCUGCUCCAAGGUUUUAAUGAACUUACCCAAGACUUCCAGCAUUGGUUCUUAGAGCUGAGGGCGGGUACAGAGGGAUCUCCUAAACCAGCAGACGUCCCUGAGGUCACAACUCGGCAGCAGAAAUUUAAGGUGGCCCUGGAGCAGGUAGCAGAGGGUGAAAUGCGCUUGGUCAGAUUGCAUGAAGAAGCAGAGAGGAUUCUGCCGUACCUGUCCAAAACUGCGGCUGGAGGGGUGCAGGAACGCCUGACAUCAUGUCACCUGGCGUUGGAUGGGUUUGCCGUGACCUGCAGACAAAACCUGCGUUCGCUGGAGGAGAGCGCCGCCCUACAGAACGGAUUUGAAGGCAGUGUUGAAGAAUUAAGAGAGUGGCUGCGACACAUAGAGGAGAGACUGCAGAAAGAACCUGAUCCCUGGGAGGAGAACCAGCCUGGAGUCCCUGACUGCUCCACACAGCUGAGCAGGAUGGAGGAACUCCACAAAAAGCUGCUCAUGAGGAGGCCGUCGCUGGAUCGUCUGUGUCAGACAUCACUUCCUAUGUCUGAGGGGGGCAGCGUUCUGGCAGAGCUGCUGUCCUCCCACCACGCCCUCCUCCAGGACGUCUGGGCUCGAAUCCGCCACCUGCAGGAGUACCAGGCCUUUAAUGAGGCGGGGAGGGCCAUGAGGGAUUGGCUAGAGGAGGUGCAAAGCAAGCUGGAGAAACUUGAUUGCACAGAGGGGGUCAAAGAUGAAGUGGAGGAGCGACUGGAGCAAGUACAGGAUAUCCUCCUGAUGAAGGGCGAGGGUGAAGUGAAGCUCAACAUGGCUGCCGGGAAGGGGGAGCUGGUUAUAAAAAGCAGCGGACAAGCCGGACAGGAAGUGAUCCGUUCUAAGCUACAGGAAGUGGAGGACGCAUGGGCAGCACUGCUUUUGAGGGCCAUGAGCUGCCACAGCCGUUUGGAGUGGACAGUGAGUCAGUGGGGUCUGUUUGUGGAGUCUCGAUCCCAGCUGAAAAGCUGGUUGGAGGAGGUGGAGGCUGAAGUGACGGGACCUCUGGAACCUCAGCUGGGUCUCAGAGAGAAGAGGAAGCAACUGGAGCGCCUGUGCCUGCUCUCGGCCGACGUGGAGGACCACCAGGGGGCGCUGUGCUAUCUGGAGGAGAGCGCCGCCGAGCUGUACAAGCGCACCGGAGACCCCACCUUCCGAGAGGAGGAGACGGCCGGACUCAGGGCUCAGUUCGACGACGUCCGAGCCGCCGCCGAGGAGAGAGUCAGAUUCUCGGAAGGCGUCGUGUUCGAGCAUGAGAAAUACGUGGCGACGGUGAGAGAGCUCACCGAUUGGCUCAUGACCAAAGGGGAGGAGCUUCAGCGAUGUUACGACCCGACCGGUGACUCCGCCUCAGUUCAGCGGAAGCUGCUGGAAGUCCGGGAGCUGGUGGCGCAGGGCGCUCGCGAAGGGCGCGAGAGGCUGCGGCGAGUGCGGAUGUGCGCAGAGAGCGCCUGUAGGCUGACGGCGGCGGCGGGCUGCGAGCUGAUGGAUGGAGAGGUGCUGGCGCUGGCCCGAGCCCUGCAGCAGUGGGAGGGGCAGGCUCUGAGGGCCCGCGACACCCUGGAGACCGCGGUCUCCGUGGCGACCGGAGCCGAGCACGAGCGCCGGCGGCUCGCCGAGCAGCUGGAGGAGGAGAUGGAGCGGCUGGAGCGGCAGCUGAAGGAGUGGAGCGACGGUCUGAAGCGCUCCGAGAGGAGGAACAGCGGAGCGGCCGCCGUGGAGGGAUGGACCGUCGCCAAGGGGGUUCUGGAAGGUCUUCAGACAGCAGAAGUAAUGGAGGAGAAGCUGAAGACUCAGCUCAAUGAGCUGUGUGGAUAUUCGAGUGACCUGGGCCCUCAGUCAGAGCGGGUCAGCGCCCUCAUCAAACUGCACAACAGCCUCAGCCUCCGAGCGGCCCGCGAAUGUCAGAACAAGGAGAAGCUCCUGGAGCAGCGAUUCCGCUCCUCCAUGCGCGACUUCCGCCAGUGGCUGGUCAACGCCAACAUCUCCACCGCCAAGUGCUUCGACUCACCGCACAGCAUCCAGGAGGUCUCCGCUGCCCUCCAGAGGAUUCAGGAGUUCCUGAGUGACAGGCAGCAGGGCCAGACCCGAUUAAACGCCGUGCUCUCUCACGGGGAACAGCUCGACGCCGUGGUGCCCGCUGACAGGGUGGAGACGGUGCGGGCCAAAACGAACGCUGCCAGGGACGACUGGAGUAACCUGAUGGACAACCUGCAGCAGAGACAGACCGUGUUACAGGCUUUGCAGGGUCUGAUGCAGGAGUUCGAGGCGAGUGUGGAGCCUCUUCAGGACUGGCUAAACAGAACCGAGAUCACCGUACAGGAGAGCAGCACUCGCCUCCACGACCUGCCAGCCAAGAGACUAGAGCUCAGUAAACUGCAGGCGGUUCUGGAGGAGAUGAGCUCUGUAGAGGUGAAGCUGGGAGUUCUGAGGGAACGAGCUCACAGCCUGUGGGAAGGUCAGGCUGCUGGGAAGGGAUUUGUGCACCGGGUCUGCCAGCUAGCAGCUCGCUACCUCGCUCUGAGCAACCGCACCAAGGAGAAGGUCUCCAGGGUGGAGCGUGUGGUCGGAGAGCACCAGCUCUACUCUCAGGGUCUGCAGGAGCUUCAGAGCUGGCUGUCAGAAGCACAGCGGGUCCUCGAGACCUGUCGCUCACCUUCCGCUGAUAAAAGUGUGCUGGUCACAAGAAUGAGCCAGCUCGAGGACCUACUGACGGCUCGUCAGGAGCGUGAGAUCCAGCUGAAGAUGCUCAUCACCCGAGGCGAGGCGGUCCAGAGGAACACGUCUGCAGAGGGGGUUCCUGUAGUUCGCAAACAGAUCCAGGACCUCAAGGACUCAUGGGACUCGCUCCUCUCUGCCUCCAUACAGUGCAAAAGCCAGCUUGAGGGUGCGCUGUCUCACUGGACGAGCUAUCAGGAGGACGUGAGCCAGUUUGAAAGCUGGCUGGAACGGGUAGACGAGAGUCUGGGCAACUCAGAUAAACUCUGCACUGAAAUGAGAGAGAAGACAGCCAAUUUACGCAAGGCUAAGCUGCUUUAUGAAGAGGUGUUGAGCCAUUCCAGCCUUCUGGAGACGAUCGCCACCAAGGGUUCCAACAUGGCCGAACAUUUAGCCACUCAACAAGAGGUACACAAGCUCAGCGAGCGUUAUGAAGUCACCAAGGACAAAGCCAAGGCUGCGGUCAGUAAGGCAGAGGAGCUGGUCCUGGUGCACCAGGAGUACCAGAGGGGUCUGCACAUGUUCGAGGACUGGCUGGAGCAAGAACAGAGCAGCCUGGCUCUGCUUUCACCCCUGGAUGGAGACGUGAACACGCUAGAGAAGACCCUCAAAGAGCUGCAAGUGCUCCAGUCACUCUGCUCGGAGGGUCACGCCUUGCUGAACUCGGCCCUGUCCAGUCGGGAGCGGGUCAUCCCGUGGGGUGUUCCCCAGAUAGAGGACCGGGCUCUGGAGACGGCACAGAGAGAGUGGCAGGCGUACCAGGACAGGCUGGAGAACACCAGAGCCGGUCUGGAGCAGACCCUCACCAGACUUCAGCAGCUGGAAGGAUGUUUCCAAAGCUUGGACCAGUGGCUGACGGACCUGGAACUCAAAGUGAGACCGAGGAGCCACAGACGCUCCGAUUCUGCCACCAAAGACGUCCAGCUGCAGCGACUGCUGCACUGGCAGGUGGAAGCUGGGCAGAAGCAGCGUGACAUGGAGGAUCUCAGUGCUUUGGCUCAGCAGGUUGUGGAAGAUGCCCAUGUCAGUGCCAGGGUGAGCGCCCGGGUCACUCAGCUUACCACCCGCUACCAUUCCCUGCUCCUCCGCAUCCAGGAAACCAUCAGACAGCUCCAGGAGGAAAUCAGAACCAUAACAGAGGCCCAGGAUUCCAUCAGGACCUUCUCUGAUUGGCUGAGUGCAGCACAAGUGGGGUUGAAAUCAGCCAGCGAAAGUAAGGAAGCCCUGGACCGUUUAACGCUGGAUAAAAAGAUGAAGCGACUCGAGUCUCUCCAGUCGGACCUGGAUCACGGCCACGCCCUGCUGAAGACUCUUUGCGAGAAGCUGGUGCAGGCCGUCUGCUUUCUGGACGAACGCGAGGCCCGUGAGCUCGAGCAGGAGGUACAAACCCGCAGGUCCGAUCUAGAAGAGCUGAGCCUGGAGCUGAGAGCCGAACACGGGGCCACCGAGCGGAGCACGCUGCUGUAUAAAGAGUUUCAGGAGCGCUAUAAAGCCCAGCUGCAGUGGCUGAGGGAGACCGGAGCCCUGCUGAACGUCUCCACAGAGCCCAAAGCAGAACUGUAUCAGAAGAAAGCCCAGCUGGCUAAGCUUAAGGCUGUGGAACAGGCUCUGAUGUCCCGGGAUUCAGCCGUGAGUGCCGUGCUGGAGAAGGGAAAGACUCUGCUGCAUCAUCUUUACUCGCCCUCCAUCACGGAGAACCUGGACCGAUUACAGGAUGAGUACAAAGAGCUGUGCGCCGCCGCCAGGACUCAGGUGCAGAAAAUCGAGGCCCACGUGAAGAAGCAGGAAGCGUAUCACACCGAACUUCAGGAGGUGGAGCGAUGGCUACUCCAGAUGUCCAGCCGGAUGGUGACCCCUGAUCCUGCUCCAGGCGGCGGGUUAGAAGCAGCCACUCAACAGCUGGCCAGACACAAGGCCAUCAUGGAGGAGAUCGCGGGAUUUGAGGAGCGUCUGUCGGGGCUGAAGGACAGGGCGGAGAAGCUGACGUCUGGCUGCACCGAGCGCUUUCGGGCGCGCCUCCGCCAGCAGACUCAGAACCACCUGCAGGGAGCUCGAGACAGCUACUCCGCCAUCUGCAGCACGGCACAGCGCGUGUACCAGAGUCUGGACCGAGAGCUGCAGAGACACGUGAGCCUGCGCGACGCGCUCCAGCAGUGUCAGAACUGGCUGUUCAACAUACAGGACGAACUGCAGCCUGUUGUACAUACACCACGCUGCCUGGAGGAGGCGCUAACCCAGCUGAAACAGGAGCGAACCCUUCAGGAACAGGCCAGCACCUACCUGCAGCUCAUGUUCUCCACCUGUGACCUGUCUGAUGAGAAAGUGCAGGAGACGGCAGCCGAUAUCCAGCAGGUCAAAAUUCAGGCUGAGGAGAGAACGUUGGAAUUCCAGGAUCUGACAGACAGCUGGAGGGAGAUCGAGAAUUUGCACACUGAUCUGGAGUCCCGUCUCCGAGAAGCUGAGCAGUUUCUUCAGAACAUGCUCAGGAGACCCGCAGAACUCGAGCCGAAGGUCUGUCAGAAUCAGCUCGACCAGGCUCAGGAUUUUAUACUGGAGAUACAAGCCAGGCAGGUCGACAUCACCCAGCUGAGGGAGAGGGUGGGUAAGCUGGUGGAUGCCAAGGAGUCGCCCGAGCUGGUGGAGGUGGGUCGGCUGCGUCGGUCCUGGCUGGAGCUGGCGAAGCAGGCGGCGGAGCUGCUGGAGCAGAGAGAGGAGGAUCUCCAGAGGAGCGGUGAUUAUCAGGAGUGUCUGAGCAUGGCGGAGGAGCUGUUCGACCAGCUGUCCAAGGAAUGGAAUUAUCUGUCCAGGGGAGACAUGGAAAGCACCGAGGGGUUUCUAGACGCUCUAAAGAAGCUUUCGAUUGACCUUCAGGACCAGCGGUGUGUCCUGGAUGACCUGAAAGAUAACAGGAAUGCAGUUCUGCCACGACUCGGUCUGGACGACAAGGACCUCGUGAAGGAGCAGGUGGGCUACCUGGAGCAACGCUGGACCCAAAUCGAAACGCAGGUCGAACAGAAGACGCAGGACACGAUUCGGACGCUCGAGGACCUGAGUCAUUUAGAGGACCAGUUACGGGACACUAAAGAGUGGGCAGAAGUUCAGCGACCGUCCAUUUCGGAGGUUUUUAAGACCAGUCCCCCUCCAGACCUGGCUCAGAGCUUCUUAUUCGACCACUUGAGCUUUUGCGCUGAACUGGAAGCCAAACAGCAGCUCGUGUCCCAGUCCUUAUCAGAAGCCGACAGCCUUUACGGUCAUCUGGGUCUCCUUGAGAAGAAGAACCUCCAGGCUUUGGUGCACGAGGUCCAAAUAGAGAUCGAGUCUUUAGGAGCUAACGCAGCUCGACACCGCAAAAGCCUUAGUAAGGUGUUUACUGAGCGGACGCAGUUCCUCCAGGCUCUGGACAGGGCUUCUGCGUGGAUCAAACAGCAAGAGCAAAAGGUUCUUGCAGACGAGCACGUCGCCCUUCUACCAGACGAGCUCUCCAAGCAAGUUUUCACUUGCAGGAACGUAUGUGGCAGCCUGAGAGCGUAUCAGGUCGAGAUGACCUCACUUUGGACGCAAGGACGCGAGCUGGUCAAGGACACGACCGAAGAAGAAAAGACGGAGACUCUACAAAGGCUCGAGGAGCUUCAAGGAACGUUCGAGGCCUCUCUCCAGAGAUGCGUUCAGCACCUGCAGCGUCUGGAGAAAGCUUUGGCUACUCGGAAGUACUUCAAAGUCGAUCUGGACCGGAUGUGCGAGUGGCUGAGACACGCCGAGACCUCCACGUUCCCAGUCAUCGACCUCAGUCUGAGCGACGAGGAGCUGCAGAACCAGUUCGCCAAAUACCAGCAGCUUUUGGAUCACACCUCAGCCUACGAGAACCUUCUGCUCAUCGUCCAGAGGGGAGGACAGGAGAUCCUUCCCACGCUGAACGAGGUGGAUCACUGCUACCUGGACGAGAGACUCAACGGCCUUCCGCAGCAAUACAACGCCAUUCUUUUAUCAACCAAAGAAAAGCGCGACAGGAUUCAACGCGUGAUCCUGGAACGCAGGGAAUUCGAGUCGCUGGCGGAGGCCACACGCAAGGCUCUGGAGGAACUUCAGGAGCAAUGUGACGCCUUAGAGAACCAGACGACCACUAAAGACCUUAAAGCGCUGCAUAGCGAUUAUCUAGAGAUCCAGAAAUGCCUGUUAAAACUUCUCAAGGCUUUAAAGGAGCUGAGGAAUAAAACUCAGGAUUUCCACAGUACAGGACAGCCGUACACGCCCGCGGUCAUCAAUCAGCUGUUCAUCCUACAUACCCGACUAAAUAUAGUGAUCAAGGAGAAGGUUAAAGAACUCAACAGCACAUUGAAUGUAUUAAACGACUACAGUGCCACACUCGCUAAAACUGAUAGCGGCAUGAGUGCAAUCAAGGAAGAUCUGCAAAAGCUUUAUUCUCAGAAGCAGCUAAAUGCCAUUGAGAGAUUAUCUCAGCUACACAAGCUAGCCAAAGAUCUCAACCAGAUUAGCUCCCUUUCUGAAGGUCUAACAGGGCAGAUUCAAGAACUCGGGCAGCACCUCGAGCCUCAGGUUUCCUCUAGACAGACUCAGCUUCAGGCUUUGGAAACACAGAUCCUUACAAGCAUCCAGGAAGGUCAGAGUCGUGCUGAAGGGAUGCGUGAUCUCUCUACAGAACUGAAAGAAAACCUGGAGUGGCUCAGGAAGGUUAGAGAUGACCUCACAGGUCCAGUAACUCUUCGGGAAGUUGAUGCUCGAGUCGUUCAGGAGGAGAUCAGGUCAACGCUGGCUGUUCAAGAAGAGAUGAAAUCGAGGAUUCAAGCUUUAGAGGUUUUAAGACGAAAUGAGAGACAAGAGUACGAUCGAGGCCCAGUCUCCGGUCAUAUUGAGACCGGUUUGAAGGAAAUGGCAGAGCUGGAGACGGAGUUGCAGCAAGCCUUCACAGCUAAACAGGAGACCCUGCAGUCAGCCCUGUCCGUGCUACAGAAGUACCAAAGUGCCUUGAGAUCUACCUGUCAGUGGUUGAACGAUUCUGAGUCGCUCCUGAAACAGACGAAUAAAGAACUAGACCCUGAAAACCUUGCAGUAACCCUCACGGAUAUAGAAAGUGUUAUUACUCAGAAACAGACUCAAGAUAAAGAUAUACAGGGUAUGGGCAGCUUGUUCCCACAAAUGGAGGAAUUUAUUGAUGCUGGUGUUUUCAAGGAAGUCAAAAAGGAAUUUGAGGCCACUUGUCAAAAGAGUUCAGACCUCAUGGAGCAGCUGCUGCAACACCAGGAAUCUCUAAACAGAUACUCUGCUCACUGGACCUCAUUCCAGAGAGACAGAGACGACGUUAUAACAGAAAUGACCCGGGUUGAGAAGAGACUGGCAGCGUUUGGCACGGCUAAUUCGAGCUCACUUCAGGAAACUGAGGACAAGCUUCAGACUCAUCAGAUUGUAAUAUUUGAAGUAGAGGCUCUUCAGGACAAACUGACGAACCUGAAGGACCAGACGGCUGAGUUGGAUAACGGCGUGUACAGCGCCGCGGCGUCUCGUUCGGUCUGUGCGCUGUGUCGGCGCUGGACUCACAUAAACAGCGUGGCCCGAGCGCAGGAGAAAGCCCUGAGGGACGCCGUGCAGGACUGGAGGCGCUUCAUGGAGAAGCUGGUGAAGAUGAGGAGCGUGUGGGAGGACCUGCACGGUCGGGUUCCUGACGGCGUGGUGGAGAAAGCUGCCAGCACGGUGGCACUGCACAAUCUGUUAGAGUACCACGACUCCUUCAGCCGAGAGGUGGAGAGAGAGAGCAGCGCCCUGACCCUCCUCAGACACCACGCCCUCGGCCUGCUCCUCCGCCCUAAUAACGCGGGACUCCUACCACCCAGCCAGCAGCCAGCCACGCCCAGAAACCACAUGGACAAGCCCACCAGCCUACCGAUCACACCCACCAAGCUGGCAACCACAUCCAGCGAUCGCUCAGACACACCUGGCAACAGAUCAGCUACACCCGGCAACCAGAUGAACAAACCCAGUAAUGCAGAGGCGGCGUGUCUGCAGGGAAUCCAGGCCAUGCAGGAGAAAUAUGACAGUCUGUUACAGCGGGUGAGUGUGAGCAGGCAGCAGGUUCAGGUGGAGCUGCUGGAGCGAGAGGAGGUGGAGAGGGAGCUGGGACUGGUUAAAGGCUGGAUCCAGGACACACAGGGUCUCCUGCUCAGCCCCACAGCGGACCUGGAAACACUUCUGUCAGACCUGGAGACGGCUCACGGCGGCGUGCAGUCUCAGCGCCAGGCUCUGGAGCAGAUCGCCGACCGCCAGCAGACGAAAUACAAGGACCUUCGCGCCGCCGUACCCUCCGAGAUCAGCACUCAGUUGGCACAGGUCACUCUGGCGCUGGGUUCAGCAGAGGAUCAGGUUCAGAGCAGAGAGAAGGAGGUGCAGCACAGCAGGGACGUGAAGGAGGAUUUUAACUCCAGACUGAAGGACGUCUCAGAGAGAGUAAACGCCAUCGCUGUCAGGCUCAAGCAGAAAUCUGUGGAUGUGGAGGAGGCUAAAGAGGAGACCGAGAUGCUGCGUGAGGAACUGAAGGACUGUUCUCACACUCUGUCGGAGCUGGACGUGGCGGUGCAGGAGUUCGGGGAGCAGAACCCUCUGCUGGCACGACAGUUAGGUGCCACCCUGAGCAAACUGACCGAGUUCCACUCACAGACCAGCAGAGUCGCUGACGGGAGAACCGCCCGCCUCAAAAAGGCUGAGCAGCACUUUGAGGAGUUUAACGAGAAACUGACCCUGAUAUUAAACUGGACAGAAAAAGCCGAGACUCUGGUCUCGACCAACAUCGUGUGGAGUCCCGCGUCCAUGAUGCAGGAACAAAUCAGAACUCACCAGGCUCUGCUGCGGGAGUGGAGGAGACUGCAGGGUGAGGUGGAGGCACUGACGGAGCGAGUGGGGCUGCUGGGAGAAGUGGUUCACACUGAAGCUCUUACUCAGCAGGUAUCGGUGCUGAGCCACCACGCCGAGGAGCUGCAGCAGCGAGCCAGAACCAGGCUACUGAGUCUGCAGGACGCUGCUAAGGACCUGAGCCGGCUGGAGUGUGAGGUGAAGAACCUGCACCAUUCUGUAGAGAGAGUUCAGGAAACUCUGGGUUCUCCAGACCUGGCUCGCCUCAGCCUGCGGGAGCAGCUUCUUCAGAGACAGCACCUGCUGACAGAAAUGGAGGGAUUUAAGGUGCAGAUCCAGGCGGUGCAGAAGUGUAUGAGCGCCCUCCAGCUGCCAGUGGACGUGGUGGCGACGUUACCCCUGUGUGUCACCGCCCAGAAUCUACAGCAGGACAGCAGCCACCUUCAACACACCACCAUUCAGCAGUGCAACAUACUACAGGAGGCCACGGUGCAGUAUGAGCAGUAUGAACAGGAAGUGAAGAACCUGCAGAAGCUGAUUGAAGAAGCCCAGCGUGUGAUCCAGGACCGUCCUGUAGCUACCAGCAACAUACAGGAGCUUCAGACCCAGAUACAGCACCAUGAGGAGCUGGCCGAGAAGAUAAAAGGCUACCAGGAGCAGAUAGCCACCCUGAACUGCAAGUGUAAGAUGCUGACGGUGAAGGCCAAGCACGCCACCAUGCUGCUGACGGUCAGCGACGUGGCCGGACUGUCGGACAGCCUGGACGAGCUGGAGGAUGAGGAGGAGGAGAUGGCCAAACACCCAGCAACACACCCCUCGGUUGUCAUGAUGACCGCAGGCCGCUGUCACACUCUCCUCUCCCCGGUAACGGAGGAGUCUGGCGAGGACGGCACCAACAGCGAGGUCUCCUCCCCUCCGGCUUGUAGAUCCCCCUCGCCCGGGCCUAACGCUGACGCCUCGCUUAACCAGGUUCCUGGAAGAGCCCCAUUAAGCAGAGCACCGCUACAGGAACUCUAUGACCAAUCGAUUGAGUCAGCCAACCUGGACGAUUUACAGCGCUCAUGGGAAACAUUGAAAAAUGUGAUCAGUGAGAAGCAGAAGAGUCUGUACGAGGCUCUGGAGAGACAGCAGCACUACCAGGAGUCAUUACAGUCCGUCUCCACCAAGAUGGAGUCCAUCGAGAGCGCCCUCAGCGAAGGACUGGAGCCUGGCAAGAGUCCCGAAAGUCAGAUGGCUGCUCACCAGGCUCUGAUGGACGAGAUCCUGAUGCUGCAGGACGAGAUCAGCGCUCUGCAGGCGUGUUUCUCCGAGGAGCUGCGGCGGGACGAGGAGAGUCCCGAACAGGACGCGGGCGAUCAGCUGGCGCUGCACUCCACCCUCACCGUCCUGGGCGAACGCAUGGCCACCAUACACAUGAAGGCGUCUGGCAAGCGCCAGCUCCUGGAGGAGCGACUGAACGAGCAGCUGGAGGAGCAGAGGCAGGAACAGGCCCUGCAGAGGUACCACACUGAAGCUGAGGAGCUCGACCACUGGCUGCUGAGCACACGCGCCACCCUAAAUUCUGCCCUCCGACCACAUCAGGAGGACAUGGACAUGGAGGACCAGCUGACGGACUGCCAGAACAUGCUGCUGGAGAUCGAGCAGAAGGUGGUGUGUCUGUCCGAGCUGUCGGUGCACAGCGAGAGUCUGCUGAUGGAGGGGAAGGCGGGAACGCGAGGGGACGCCGAGCAGCUCACGCACAAACUGCACGUCCUCAAAGCCAGUCUGCUGGAGCUGCAGCGCAUCCUGCAGGACAAGCACACGCACAUACAGGGUACACUGCUGGAGCAGGAGGAAAGUGAGCCCGACUCGACGCUGUCUCAGAGCCCGAGCAUGUUGGACUGGCUGAGUCAGGCUCGAUCCACACGCACCCAGCAGCACCAGGACACGGUGCAGAGACAGCGGGAAUUAGAGGCGCAGCUCGAGGAACAGAGGAAGUUAAUGCAGUCGGUCGCCUGCAGAGGGGAGGAGCUACUUUCACAGCAGACCACGCCCAACGGAGAGAGCGCUGUAGACCUGAAGGAUUUGCUGGAGCAGAGCGAGAGCGCUCAGGAUCUUAUGACGGUGAGAUGGGAGAACCUGAACAAAGACCUGAACACAAAGAUGCAGCUGCUGCUUAACACCAUGCAGGAGGAUCAGCUCAGCUCGGUGUUUCAGCGGUCGCGAGUGUCGAGCCCCGGAAGCCUUUUCAGAGGGGACCAGCUCACUCCAGACGUGUCCUUCCCCAGUACUGUAUUUGAGACUUUCAACCAAGGACUGGAAGGACUGGCAAAGACCGCAGGAGGUGCUGAUGGUAAACAGGACCAGACUCAGGAGAGCGCUCUGUACGAGGCCGUGUGUGCUGCCUCCUCCUGGCUGGAUGGUGCAGAGAACAGCUUACUCUUGGGUCCUGUGCUACUGUCCGAGGACUCGGAGGUUCAGCUCUGUCAUCUAGAGGGUUUGAAUAAGGAAGUGAAGAACGUCUUUAAUGAGGUGUGUAAGUGUCGGGAGGUGCUGGCGGGAGGUGCUGAGAAGGUGAGGGACAGAGAAGGUCACGACUGGAAUCAGUUUGUGAUCGAGGAGGUGCUGGAUGGACUGGAGGAGAGACUGAGACUGAUGGAUUCACUGAUGGAGCAGAGAUGUGACAGUAUUAGGGACCGGGUGCAGGAGCAUUCCACUUUUCAGACGGAGUUGAGGCUGUUAUUUUCUACUAUGAGUGACGCGAAGCACCAGCUGCUGAAGAAGCUGUCUGGAUCUGUGGACCGACCGGCCUCGAAACAAAUGGAGACCCUGGCGGAGGCCGAGGACGGUCUGAGGGAGUUUGAGCAGAAAGUCUCUGAGAUGAGGACUAAAGGAGAAACUCUGCAGCCAGACUCAGUGACCACACCAGAGCUGCUCAAACUACAGGACGUAUAUGAGGAGCUGGUCGAGAUCGUUGGCUCGAGGCGGAGUGGGCUGAAUCAGACGCUGGUUUUGAAGACGCAGUACGAGAAGGCUUUACAUGACCUACAGGAACUGGUAGACACGGCCCAGGAUAAGAUGGCUGCAGAUCAGAAGAUGACUGUAGGGUCGGUCCUCGAGGUUCAGAUCCUCCUGGACAAGCACAAGGAGUUUUUUCAGGGUCUGGAGUCACAUGUGGUGCUGACCCAGGCUUUCUUCAAGCAGGUCAGUGUGGUGAUGGUGCAGAGAGAAGCUCAGACUCUAGAACAGACUGUAGCUCAGGCUCAGACUGUCCUCAAACAAGCCCAUAGGAGAGGAGUAGAACUGGAGGGCAUCCUAGAGUCAUGGAGCAGACUGGUAGGAGAUUAUCAGGCCCUGUAUAACCAGUUAGAGAUGGUGGAGAGCAGCAUUCCCACUGUGGGACUGGUGGAGGAGACCGAGGAACGACUGACUGAAAGAAUCACACUUUACCAGGUUCUGAAGAGCACCCUGGUGGAAGGGCAGCCACAGCUCUAUCAGGUGCUGGAGGACGGGAAGAGAUUAUUACUGAGCGUUUGCUGCUCGGAGUUGGAGGCUCAGCUCACUCAGCUCGGAGAUCACUGGCUCAGCAGCACCACCAAAAUCAGCAGGGAGCUGCAGCGCCUCGACUCCACCCUCAAACACUCCACCAGGUACCAGAGGGACUCUGCGGAGUUGGGUCAGUGGCUCUCUUCAGCUCUGGACCGACUGGAGUUCUGGAGCACUCAGUCAGUCACCGUUCCUCAGGAGCUGGAGACUGUGAGAGAUCAUCUCCACGCUUUCCUGGAAUUUUCCAAAGAGGUGGACGCCAGAUCCUCUCUGCGCUCGUCCGUUCUGAGCCGGGGGAACCAGCUGCUGAGGCUGAAGAAGGUGGACACGGCGGCGCUCCGGACUCAGCUGGCCCAAGUGGAGACGCAGUGGGCUGAUCUGCUCACCCAUAUCCCUGUGGUCCAGGAGAAGCUUCAUCAGCUGCAGAUGGAGAAGCUGCCGUCUCGACAUGCCAUCACAGAACUGAUGAGCUGGAUUUCUCUGAUGGAGAACGUGAUACAGGAGGACCAGAACAAGAUCGGGGAAGCAGUGGGAUCAGAAGUGGUGCAGAGCUACAUUCAAAAAUACAAGGGAUUUCAGAUCGACCUGUCCUGUAAGCAGCUGACGGUGGAUUUCGUCAACCAGUCCGUUCUUCAGAUCAGCAGUCAGGACGUGGAGGGAAAGCGCGGUGACAAGACCGACUUCGCCGAGCGGCUGGGAGUGAUGAACCGGCGAUGGCAGAUACUGCAGGGUCUCAUCACUGAGAAGAUUCGGGUUUUGGAGGGUCUGCUUGAAAGCUGGUUGGAGUAUGAAAACGGGGUUCAGAACCUAAGAACCUGGAUCGGUACUCAGGAAGAAAAACUGAAGAAGAAACCCAUGAUUGAGGACGUGGCAUCGGUGCUGAAUCUACUGAAAGACUGCCAGGAGCUGGAAGAGCUGGUAAAGGAGAAGGAGAAGGAGCUGGAGAAGGUCGAGGAGAAGGGGUGUUUGCUUGUCCGGGGCAAGAAAGGAGAGGCUUCCUCAAGCGUCAUGGAAGUUCUUAAGGGGUUAAAUCAGUCCUGGGCAAACUUGGACCAAAUGAUUGGGCAGGUGAAGGUGAGUCUGCGUGCUGUGCUGGAGCAGUGGAGCUUGUACAAGCGAGCGUACGAGGAGAUCCACGGCUAUCUGAUGGAGGGUCGCUAUUCCAUCUCUCGACUCCGACUCCUCACCGGAUCUCCCGAGGCGGUCCUCAACCAGGUGGAAAACCUGGAGAACCUCCUCGAGGAGCUGGAGAAGCAGGAGAGCAGCCUAAAGAAGUUCGCUUCCCUCACCGAGCAGCUGCUGAAAGAUUGUCACUCCUCCGUCUCCGAUUCACUGAACACGACCCUCACCGACAUCAACCUGAGGUGGAACUCGCUGCUGGAGCAGAUCUCGGACCGGCUGAGUAGCAGUAAGAGCCUGUUGCAGUUGUGGCGGCGCUACAAGGAGCUUCAGGAGAGCGGCGGCGGGGACGUGCAGAGGCUGGAGGAGAGGGCCGAGCGGCUACGCAAAAGCGCCACACGCAAGGAGAUCACGGAGGAGGAGGUGAAGGCCUGGAUCUGUGACGCCAAUGACCUGCUGAAGGAUCACGGCUCGGUGCAGGACGCUCUGCAGCGGCUGACCGAAGUGGAGGAGCAGUUGAGGAUGCAGGUGGAACCCUCAGCGAUGGCCACGUUCCACACAGACUUCCUGUCACUCGGUCAUCGGCUAACCACACUGGGGACCAGCCUCAACCGGCAGCAGGCUCUGCUAGAGGUCAGCUUGAAGGACUACGAGAACUUCAGGGAGCAGCUGAACUCUCUCAGUCGGUGGCCGAAGGAAGCAGAGACGGUUCUGCAGGAGUUGGAUCUUGACCCGUCUGCAGAUCUGUCUGUUGUGUUGGCACGCAUGGAGAAACUGAAGGCUCAGAUGCUGAAUCUAAGCCAUUUGUCUCCUGACUUGGAGCGAGUAAAUAACACAGGCUACAGGCUUCCUCUGAACGACCAGGAGAUAAAAAGCCUUCAGAACCUGAACCGGAGCUGGAACUCGACCUCUGCACACACCACCGAGAGAUUCAGUAAGCUGCAGGCCGUGGUGCUGCACAGACAGAGCUUCCUGGAGAAGUGUGAGACAUGGCUGAACUUCCUCACCCAGACGGAGGAGAAGCUGGCUGCCGAGAUCUCUGGCAAUUACCAAAGUCUACUGGAGCAGCAGAGAGAGCAUGAGCUGUUUCAGACUGAGAUGUUCAGCCGACAGCAGAUCCUCUACUCCAUCAUUAGCGAUGGUCAUCAGCUCCUCAAUCAGGGACGAGUGGAGGACAGAGACGACUUUGGCCUGAAGUUGGCACUGCUGGGUAAUCAGUGGCAGGGUGUGGUACGGAGAGCCCAGCAGAGACGGGGCAUCAUCGAUGCGCUGGUGUGCCAGUGGCAGCGCUACACCGAGAUGGCUGAGAAACUGAGACACUGGCUGCGUGAGGUGGCGCUGGAGCCUCAGGAGCGGCAGGGAGAACUGGUGGCAACGCUACAGCAGGCACGAGGAAUCCUCGACCACAUACAGCUGAAGGAGCGGGUACUGCAGAGGCAGCAGGGCAGCUACAUCUUGGCGGUGGAAGCAGGAAGGCAGCUGCUCCUCUCGGCCGAUGCCCAGGCUGAGGCGCUGUUACAGGACGAGCUCACCGAUCUGCAGGAGAGGUGGAGGAGUACCAGCAUCCAUCUGGACCAGAGGAAGAAAGAGCUGCUGUCUCUGUUAAAGGACUGGGAGCAGUGUGAAAAAGGAAUUGGAGCGUCGCAUGAAAAGCUGAGAGCCUUUAAGAGAAAGCUCUCGCUGCCCUUACCCGAUCACCAUGAGGAGCUACACAACGAGCAGAUCCGCUGCAAGGAGCUGGAGGGCAGCACGGAGGGCUGGUCGAACGACGUCGCCGCUCUCUGUGCUCUCAGGGACUCGCUGUCGAGCAGCCUGAGCUCUGAUGACCUUACUGUACUGCAGGAGAGACUGGAACUGCUGCAGAGACAGUGGGAGGAGACCUGCCACCAGCUGACUCUGCGCAGGCAGCAGGUGAGCGAGAAGCUGAACGAGUGGGCCGUGUUCAACGAGAAGAACAAGGAGCUGUGCGAGUGGCUCACACACAUGGAGAGUAAAGUCUCUCAGAACGGAGACGUCAGCAUCGAGGACAUGAUCGAAAAACUCAAGAAGGACUAUCAGGAGGAGAUAUCGGUGGUGAGGGAGAAUAAGCAGCAGUUGGAGCUGAUGGGGGAGCGUUUGGCUCAGGCCAGUCAUGAGAACAAAGCGGCCGAGAUCCAGUACAAACUGAGUAAAGUGAACGAGCGCUGGCAGCACCUGCUCGACCUCAGAGCAGCCAGGGUGAAGAAGCUGAAGGAGACGAUGGUAGCUGUGCAGCAGUUGGAUAAAAACAUGAGCAGCCUGCGUUCAUGGCUCAGUCACAUCGAAACGGAGCUCGCUCAACCCAUAGUGUACGAGACGUGUGACGCUGGAGAAAUACAGAAGAAGCUCAGCCAGCAGCAGGAUCUGCAGAGAGACAUCGAAAAGCACAGCACGGGCGUGGCGUCCGUCCUGAACCUGUGCGAGGUGCUGCUGCAUGACUGUGAUGCCAGCGCCACAGAGACGCAGUGCGACUCCAUCCAGCAGGCCACGCGAGGCCUGGAUCGCCGCUGGAGGAACAUCUGUGCCCUGGCGAUGGAGAGGAGGCUGAAGCUCGAGGAAACCUGGAGGUUGUGGCAGAAGUUUCUGGACGAUUAUUCGCACUUCGAGGACUGGCUGAAAGCAUCCGAGAGGACCGCGGCUCUGCCCAACUCGUCCGGAGUGCUCUACACCGUCGCCAAGGAGGAGCUCAAGAAGUUUGAGGCGUUUCAGCGGCAGGUCCAGGAGUUUCUGACCCAGCUGGAGCUGAUCAAUAAGCAGUACCGAAGGCUGGCCCGCGAGAACCGCACAGACUCAUCCUGCCGACUACGACAAAUGGUGCAUGAUGGGAACCGACGGUGGGACACGCUUCAGAGGAGGGUGGCUGCCAUCCUGCGCAGGCUGAAGCACUUUAUUGGACAGCGGGAGGAGUUCGAGACGGUCAGAGACAGCAUUCUGGUGUGGCUGACCGAGAUGGACCUGCAGCUCACCAACAUCGAGCACUUCUCAGAGUGUGACGUCCAGGCCAAAAUCAAACAGCUGAAGGCGUUCCAGCAGGAGAUCGAGCUGAACACGGGGAAGAUCGGAAGUGUGUUCAGCCUGGGUGAAGCUCUCAUGGAGAAGAGCGAGCCGCUGGACGCUGCUGUAAUCGAGGAGGAGCUGGAUGAGCUGCAGCGCUACUGCAGGGAGGUGUUCGGCCGCGUGGAUCGCUACUACAGGAAGCUUACACGCCUACCUCUGGCUGACGAAGAGUGCGACGGUUCCGAUCAGGAGUUCGAACUCGACAACUCGGGCGACUUCUCUGAUCUCCAGUGGGAGGACGGAAACUCUUUGCCCGACGCUAACAGCAGGCCGCCGUCGGCCAGCCCGGCGCCCCUUCGUGCUAACUGCUCAGGCAGGGACACGCCGGGGAGCGUGGACUCCAUCCCGUUAGAGUGGGACCACGACUACGAUCUAGAACCCGUGGCUCAUAGCGUGGCGUCUAAGAAAAGAGGGCAGGGCGUGAAGGAGGAGGAAGUUGUGUGCGUUGCCACUUCGGCGCUUAAAGACGUAGUGAUUCCCGAGAGUCCUGAGGCGUAUAUUAAACUGACAGAGAACACGCUGAGGUCCUCCAAUGGUGAAGCGGCUCCUAACGUAUCGGACUUCGACAGCCAUAACAGCUCGUAUGUGGGUUAUAUGCGGUUGAUGGGAGACUGUCGGGGCAGUUUGAAUGCUGUGAGGAGAGCAGAGGGGGAGCUGGAGCAGGAUGAGAACGAUCUGUCAGGACUGAGCAACCCUGACAAUCCAGAGACACAGAACACAGGUGUGAUCGAGCGCUGGGAGCUGAUCCAGGCCCAGUCCCAUAACCUGGACAACACACAGAGGGAAGACCUGCUGCUCUGGCACCAGCUGACCUCUGACCUGGAGGAGAUGGAGGCUUGGCUUUGCCGGACAGAGGAGGAGCUGGCCGAGCUGAGAGGGAGGAACUUGAGCACGGAUAUAAACACCAUAGACCAGAGGAUCCAAAAAUUAAAGGAGCUCCAGAAGUCGGUGGACACGUAUAAAGCGAAGAUCCUCUCACUGAACCUGAGCAGCGUCGGGCUCCUCCAGUCGGACUCGGACGAGAGCAGGAAGCUCAGGAAGAGACUGAAAGAAAUAAACUCACGCUGGGAUCAACUGGGUAAAUCGCUCCAGCAGUGGCGGGCGUCGCUGCAGGACGCUCUUCUGCAGUGCCAGGAGUUCCACGAGCUGAGUCACGGUCUUCUGCUCUGGCUGGAGAACAUCGACCGCAGGAGGAAUGACAUCGUUCCCAUCACGCCCGGCCUGGAGCGUCACACUCUUCAGGCUCAUUACAGAGCGUUAGAGCAAAUCCAGCAGGAGCUGAGAGACUCGGAGCGCAGCGUGAACAGCCUGCAGGAGCUCUCGGUGCAGCUGCUAGUGCAGGCGCAGGGCGGCGAGAGCCUGGAGGCGCAGGAGAGAGUGCACGUCAUCAGCAACCGCCUCCGUCUGCUCCUCAAAGCCGUCACCUCCGAUCUGGAACUGCUGGAGAAGGAGCUGCAGGCGUCCGGAGACGCACAGGUCUCAUCUGUUUGGUCUCCUGAUGAUGUGGACACAUCUGGAUCUGCCAGUCCCGUCUCUGUCGUCAACGUACCUGUUCAGCAUCCAGCGCUACGGAACAAAUGUAAUGUGUCCGAAGCAGGAUCCUCAGCCGGCCUGCAGCACCACAGGUCGCCCGGGGACUCUGCGUGCGCUUCCUCUCGCUCUGGUUCCUCCGGCCCCCGCGGUGGCGCUGCUGCGGCUCGCUGCCAGCCCUUCCUACUGCGGGUCCUGCGGGCGGCGCUGCCCCUGCAGCUUCUCCUGCUGCUCGUAGUGGGUUUGGCCUGUCUGGUGCCCAUGACUGAGGAGGAUUACAGCUGCGCCCACGCCAAUAACUUCGCCCGGUCGUUCCACCCCAUGCUACGAUACACCAACGGCCCUCCGCCCUUCUGAGCCGCCCGCUUUCAUAACACACACACACACACACACACACACACACACACGCCUCCUUCAGGACACAGAUUAACCAUGAUUGUCCCUUAGCCAAAGCUGAUUAUCCCUGUACAGUUAAAUCGCUGCUAUUUUUGCUUUGAUUUUUUAUUUAUUAACUGCGAUCUGAGUGUCAUGAUGAAAUCAGACGGAGGAGAGACGGUCGAGAAAACGUGACCGAGAUUCUGUCUCAUCAUGGGCCAGUGAAGACGUGAACCUGAUGGACUUUAUAGCACUGAAAUUACUGAGGUACUGCACUUACAACCGUCCAGUUGGUUAUUUGCUUACUAAGAAUUAUUUUUUCAUUUACAGUUGGAGAUAAAAUAAGCUAUUUAUCACUUAAAGUGAUUUUGAUAAGUAUUAAACGCCCUUUAAAUAUGGUGUAUUUAUUUUAGUUUUUUUUUAUUAUUAUUAUUAUUUUUUAAGGCAUGAGGUCAGUGCAUUUUCUGAUACGAUGAACAAUCACCGAGCUGCUGCUCUCUGAGAGACAGAAGUCGAUUCUGAAUAGCUGUUAGGUCACACGGUUAUUAAAAUGUAUAAAACAUGAAUAAUGAAAAUGUCAGUGCUUAUUUAUGUAUGUACAGUUUACUAAUGCUGACGUCAAAAUGUCUUUUCAAUUAAUAUAUAAACAUGAAUAAUCCGG